Molecule: messenger RNA, 2704 nt
Organism: Macaca mulatta (Rhesus monkey)
Lineage: Eukaryota; Metazoa; Chordata; Mammalia; Primates; Cercopithecidae
Biological process (GO): regulation of transcription by RNA polymerase II
Cellular component (GO): nucleus
Molecular function (GO): DNA-binding transcription factor activity, RNA polymerase II-specific; RNA polymerase II cis-regulatory region sequence-specific DNA binding
Source: RefSeq, a predicted model, not a curated record
GACCAAGUCUCACUCUGUUGCCCAGGCUGGAAUGCAGUGGCAUGAGCUCAUGAGUUUUUGUUUUAGUUAUCUAUGAUUCAUCAUUUAGAUUGAUAAGACCCCUUGUAAAAUCCAGUUUUUUGGUUUUUGUUUCUGCUGCAGGAAUCAGAACAAAACUCACUUUCUAGAUAACAUCAAAGGUUAAACUUUGUGCAUAGGCUUUUUUUUUCAAGGAUAUGCAGCCUCAGGACUGUUAAUGUUAACUUUUUCUGCACAGGAAUUUGGAGGACUUUUAUGGCAGGUGCUGUACUCCCACUUUACAAACAAACAUUGGGGCAGCCCAGGCAGCACACCUUUCUGGAUUUACCAAAAAUACACAUUUUCCUAUUCUACUGUUGCUUUACCACAUGGUUCAGUUGUAGCCUCAGAAUUACUUUAUAGAAGAAACUGAGUGUAGACAGAGAGUAUGAGGUCUGAUGGUCAUGGAAUAAUUGUUUUGAGUCCACAGCAUCAUGGGAACUUCUUGGGAAUAGAGUAUAGGCUCCCAGUGCUGUUAGUCUUACCCAUCCUCCUCUAUACAUGUGAGAUGUUUCAGGAUUCAGUGGCCUUUGAGGAUGUGGCUGUGACCUUCACCCAAGAGGAAUGGGCUUUGCUGGAUCCUUCCCAGAAAACUCUCUAUAGAGAUGUGAUGCAAGAAACCUUCAGGAACCUGGCCUCUGUAGGGAAAAAAUGGAAAGCCCAGAACAUGUAUGUAGAGUACGAAAAUCUAAAGAGAAACCUAAGAACUUUUGUGGGAGAGAGACUCUUUGAAAGUAAAGAAGGUCAUCAGCAUGGAGAAAUUUUGACCCUGGUUCCAGAUGCCAUGCUGAAGAAGAAAACAACUACUGGAGUCAAAUCGUGCAGAAGCAGUGUGUGUGGAAAAGCAGGCAGUGCUCAUUCAUCUCUUAAUAGGCCCAUCAGAGAUGACACUGGACACAAGGCAUAUGAGUAUCAAGAAUAUGGACAGAAACCAUACAAAUGUAAAUACUGUAAAAAACCUUUCAACUGUUUCUCCUCUGUUCAGACACAUGAAAGGGCUCAUCGUGGAAGGAAACUCUAUGUUUGUGAGGAAUGCAGAAAAACAUUUAUUUCCCAUUCAAGCCUUCAAAGACACAUGAUAAUGCACAGUGGAGAUGGGCCUUAUAAGUGUAAAUUUUGUGGGAAAGCUUUGAUGUUUCUCAGUUUGUAUCUUAUCCACAAACGGACUCACACUGGAGAGAAACCAUAUGAAUGUAAACAGUGUGGGAAAGCUUUUAGUCAUUCUAGUAGCCUUCGAAUACAUGAAAGAACUCACACCGGGGAAAAGCCUUAUGAAUGUAAUGAAUGUGGGAAAGCAUUCCACAGUUCCACAUGCCUCCAUGCUCAUAAAAGAACUCACACUGGGGAGAAGCCAUAUGAAUGUAAACAGUGUGGGAAAGCCUUCAGCUCUUUCCAUUCCUUUCAAAUACAUGAAAGAACUCACACUGGGGAGAAGCCAUAUGAAUGUAAGGAAUGUGGAAAAGCCUUCAAGUGUCCCAGUUCUGUUCGAAGACACGAAAGAACCCACUCUAGGAAAAAACCCUAUGAAUGUAAACAUUGUGGGAAAGUAUUAUCUUAUCUUACCAGCUUUCAGAACCACCUGGGAACGCACACUGGAGAGAUAUCUCAUAAAUGUAAGAUAUGUGGCAAAGCCUUUUAUUCUCCCAGUUCACUCCAAACACAUGAAAAAACUCACACUGGAGAGAAACCAUACAAAUGCAACCAAUGUGGUAAAGCCUUUAAUUCUUCCAGUUCCUUUCGGUAUCAUGAAAGGACUCACACUGGAGAGAAACCUUAUGAGUGUAAGCAAUGUGGAAAAGCCUUCAGAUCUGCCUCACUCCUUCAAACGCAUGGUAGGACUCACACGGGAGAGAAACCCUAUGCAUGUAAGGAAUGUGGAAAACCAUUUAGUAAUUUCUCUUUCUUUCAAAUACAUGAAAGGAUGCACAGAGAAGAGAAGCCAUAUGAAUGUAAGGGUUAUGGAAAAGCAUUUGGUUUGCCCAGUUUAUUUCAUAGACAUGAAAGGACUCACACUGGAAGGAAAACCUAUGAAUGCAAGCAGUGUGGCAGAUCCUUCAAUUGUUCGAGUUCCUUUCGAUAUCAUGGAAGGACUCACACUGGAGAAAAACCCUAUGAAUGCAAGCAAUGUGGAAAAGCCUUCAGAUCUGCCUCACAGCUUCAAAUCCACGGAAGGACUCACACUGGAGAGAAACCUUAUGAAUGUAAGCAGUGUGGGAAAGCCUUUGGAUCUGCCUCACACCUUCAAAUGCAUGGAAGGACUCACACUGGAGAGAAACCCUAUGAAUGUAAGCAGUGUGGGAAAUCUUUUGGAUGUGCCUCACGACUUCAAAUGCAUGGAAGGACUCACACUGGAGAGAAACCGUAUAAAUGUAAGCAAUGUGGGAAAGCUUUUGGAUGUCCCUCAAACCUUCGAAGGCAUGGAAGGACUCACACUGGAGAGAAACCGUAUAAAUGUAAGCAAUGUGGGAAAGUCUUUAGAUGUUCUUCACAACUUCAAGUGCAUGGAAGGACUCACUGCAUAGACACCCAUAACCCCAGGCUUUAGGAGGCUGAGGUGGGAGGACUGCUUAAGCCUAGGAGUUCAAGACCAGCCUGGGCAACAUGGUGAGACUCUAUUAUAAAAAUUAGAUAAAUAAAAAGACUUCCA